GCACACACGCUGAGAAUCAUAGGUGUCCUCCUCAAGUGCCUGCCCUGAACAUAAAUAAGCUGAAAACAGCUGAGCUGAGAGAGGAAUGUCUGUUAUUAUUUAAGUGUUUUAUUUUACUUACUGGGGCUUUCUCUUCUUUUGGGCUCUUGUAAAACUCGGUGUUUUAAUGAGUUAAAAGACUGGUUGUACUUUGCUUCGUCAGCGAGCGUCCCAUGCUGCGUGCAUCUUUGUCAGACAUAGUUUUAAUUGUAUUAAAUGUUACCCGAAAUGGAUCGUAGAGUUCUCUCCAUUCAAAGCCAUGUUGUUAGGGGAUAUGUUGGAAACAAAGCGGCAUCUUUUCCACUACAGGUGCUCGGAUUUGAGACUGACUCCAUAAACUCGGUGCAGUUCUCAAAUCACACAGGAUAUGAACAUUGGAAAGGUCAAGUGUUGACUGCAGAAGAAUUGCAGGUGCUGUACGAUGGGAUCAAGCUCAACAAUGUCAACCAUUACGACUAUGUACUAACAGGUUACAGUAGAGAUGAUUCCUUUCUGCAUAUGGUGGUGGACAUUGUACAGGAGCUGAAGGAAGCAAACCCCAGUCUAGUGUAUGUGUGUGAUCCAGUAUUGGGAGAUAAUGGGGCUUUGUAUGUUCCUGAGACCUUGCUACCAAUCUACAGGGAUAAAGUAGUGCCAGCUGCUAAUAUCAUUACACCCAAUCAGUUUGAAGCAGAGCUACUUACGGGCAGAACCAUCAGUACAGAAAAAGAUGCAAUUGAAGUCAUGAACUUACUGCAUUCCAAGGGUCCACAUACGGUAGUCAUCACAAGUUCGGACUUGCCUUCUCCUCUUGGUGAACAUUACCUAGUUGCCAUGGGUAGCCAGAUAACGGUAAGACCAGACGGUACCAGGGCAACUCAGCAGAUCCGUUUGGACAUACCGAAGGUGGAAGCUGUGUUUGUUGGAACAGGAGACCUGUUUGCUGCAUUGCUGCUAGCAUGGACCCACCACCAUCCAAAUGAUCUGAAGACGGCUUGUGAAAAGACUGUUUCAGUCAUGCAGCAUGUCAUUAAGAGGACUAUAACCUAUGCUAAAGAGAUGGCGGGUCCAAAUCGAAAGCCCAGUCCUGCUCAACUCGAGUUGCGAAUGGUACAAAGCAAAGCAGAUAUCGAAGAUCCUGCCAUAACUGUGGAGGCUGUUGUACUGUAGUCUUUAUAACUGUACUAGACAAUAUGAAGUCGUAUAGUUAACCUCAAAUUGAUCGCAGACACCACUUUAAUCCUAUAGUGCACUGAAACAAUCUUAAAGUGAGCUUGAAAUUGAAACUGUGAAUAACACGCUAUUCUGAUCUCAGUACAGCUGUUUCUAUAUACUAACAAUACGUUGCACCUGUACGGUACUCAACCAGAUGACCAUUAUUUUUAGUAUUUUAUUAUGAUUUGAUUUCACAAUUUCACACAUGUCCAUGUUUAGCAUUUAUUAUUGUUUUUAAAAUUAACAUAAUAUUAUGUCUUGUAACAUAUCAGUAUUAAGUUUUGAUCUGAGCAGUCUAAAGCCCUGUUUAAACUAGUGUUACUGUAGUUUUACAUUGACACGUAUUGUAAUGUUUACUAAAGCCAUACUGUAACUUGA
This is a messenger RNA of Misgurnus anguillicaudatus (oriental weatherfish), 1611 nucleotides long. RefSeq names its product pyridoxal (pyridoxine, vitamin B6) kinase a (gene pdxka). Lineage: Eukaryota; Metazoa; Chordata; Actinopteri; Cypriniformes; Cobitidae. The record is from RefSeq and is a predicted model, not a curated record. Gene Ontology annotation, cellular component: cytosol. Gene Ontology annotation, molecular function: pyridoxal kinase activity. Gene Ontology annotation, biological process: pyridoxal 5'-phosphate salvage.